This is a messenger RNA of Porites lobata, 4882 nucleotides long. Lineage: Eukaryota; Metazoa; Cnidaria; Anthozoa; Scleractinia; Poritidae. The record is from the annotation of a GenBank genome assembly.
AUGAAAGGGGUCCUUACUUUUUUUUAUUGUAAUUUAGGUGUGAGUGUGGAAUGUGUCAGCCGAUGCCUUCAGUACCCGAAAACGUAUGUUGUCAUGAAAUAGGGCAAAUAUGGUUAAUGUCACUAUUCCGCUUGUAAGAUAUGCAUGCAAACGUCACGCAAGUAAAUGACGCACGCAGGCUAAAUAAACAACAACUACAUGAUGGCGUAAUAAGGGGGGGACACAGCCCUGCGGCAGGUUAUAGCGACUUCGGGUUAUGCGCACAAAAUAACACAAGCCUUACUUAUCGCCCCACUACCGUGGGGUAGGACAAGAAUCUUGGCACAGCCUUUCUUAUCUCCCCAGCGCCGCACGGGCUGGAUCGGACAAGAUUAAGGCAAAGGAAUAGCUCAAAAGAUGGCAAGACACAAGCAAUGCCAAAAGCUUGGGGGAAGUCGCAACGCAGACUUAACCGCCACAGAUGCAUGCAAUGCAUCCCCCCAAGCAAGAACAAAAAACUAAAUAAAGUUCCCUGACACACGAGCCAUUUUGGGAACAGCAGAAAGCAAGACUGUUUCGGGAGUGCGAAUAUGCAGUUGAUAACAGUCCGAGGACCAACGACCUAAAACUUUUAUUAACCAGUCUGGUAAGCCCGCAGCGGCCGCAGCGGACGCGGCGCCUAUACGAAAACUGUGACCUUUUAGACUCUCGUAUGGGAGUCCCGCACAGCGAGCAGAAUCCUGAAGUAAAUGCGUAACAGAAGACCGAGUGAGAAGCCGACCCGACUGAAAGUAAAAAAGGGGUCCAGGCCGAGGCUGGGCAAGCGUAAAAUACCGUUGCAUAGCGGAAACGGGGCACAAUAAAGAAGAGCACCGAGCUAACACGAGAGAUUGCCCCUGUCUAAAACUGUCAGUUUUAGACGAUUUAAGUUUGAGAAGCAUGUGCUGCGGGCGAGCCAGACUUGGUGAGAAAGUCACGCAAUCAGUGGUGAGGUUAAACUGAGAACUAAAAUUACGUGCCCCCGGGUACGUAAACUCGCUACAACGAAGAAAGGCGAAAAAGGCUAGCGUAAAUGCAGCCCAGAUCAUGCAAAAAUCCCGAACAUCCAACCAGCUCUCAAGAACGGGACGGAUAGCUAACAGGACCCGGGGGGUGACCGGCUGACGACUUAUACGAGGACAACCCUGGUAACGAAGAAUGCCCCUUAAAAUUUUUUUUAAAAGCAGCUUGCCCUGUAAGGAGUCAUUGUAAUCGGAAACUAUAUGUAGAUUCCUGACGGCUGCUAAGUAUAUUUUGAUUGUGCAAUGACAAACUGUGCGAGCUAAAUAAGAUGCAAAAUAGAUAAGUGUCCCCUCCGAGGCAGGUAAAAUAUCACCUGUUGGAGAUGUAAGUCUGUUCAUAAGGCAAAAUGAGAUAAAACGCUUUUCUCCGGAUGUAUAGGUGCGUUUGGUGUUCCAUGAUAAGGCCCAGUUAGCAUACCUUAAGACUUCAUCCUUCAGAGGGUCAUGAACGAAGGAGGGAUGAAACAAGGGGUCCGGUCGGCAUUGGGUGCAAGAUCCCUGAAGCGUUUGACUUGGAAACGUGAGAGGGCGUCAGCAAUUCCGUUAUUUACCCCCGGAACAUGGCGGGCCCGUACCAAGAAGUUGUGUUUCAUGGAAAUGAGAACCAAAAAACGGACCAGGUCCAUCACCCGGGGAGCUUUUGAGUGACCAGAGUUGAUAAUAGCCACGACGCUUUCAUUGUCGCACCAAAAUUGAAGGCGUUUACCCGCAAAAUGGGGGUACCAGAGGGCGCAAGCGAUAACAAUAGGGAAAAGUUCUUGCCAUUCAAUGCUAAUCCCCGUCUUCUUGUUGAUAAGGAGGUGAGGCGGCCAGUGCCCUUGGAACCAUUUCCCAUUAAAAUAGCCCCCGAACCCAAUGGUGCUAGCUGCAUCUGUGUACAAUUCAAGGUCAGGGGAGGAGGUAACAAAGGAAUCAAGGAAGAAGGAGCGCCCGUUCCAUUGGUAAUAUCCAUUUCCACAUGGUAAUAUCCCGUUGGAAUUGCUUGUUUAAGCGGAUAUGGUGAAAACGGCUGGGAACACCCCUGGUGAGAUUGAUCAUGCGCUGGAGAAAGGUUCGCCCGGGGACCACUACUUUACAGGCAAAUUGCAAGGUGCCGAUAAGGGACUGGAGGUCCACUAGACGGGCUGAGCGGCGGGCACUAAAGGAAUCAAGGAGCUUACUAAUCCGAGCUAGCUUAUCUUCCGGCAACCUAGCUUCCAUGCGGGUACUAUCCAGCACAAUCCCCAUAAAUUCCAAGACUUGGGAGGGGCCCAGGGUUUUGGCUGCUACUAUUGGUACCCGAAGGGACGUGAACACUUUUAGAAGGGUACUAAAGUUCUCUAAGCAGGCCAGCUUAGAAGACUCUGCGAUAAAGAAGUCGUCCAGGAUGUGUAAAACAUGACCCAGGCCGUAGUUGUGUUUUAAGAUCCAUUCUAAGGCCUCAGAAAUUUGAUUAAAGAGGAAGGGUGAACUGCGGAGCCCAAAUGGGAGGUACAGAUCUACAUAGUAACGUGAUUGCCAAUAGAUACCCAACAGGUUCCAGUCAUCCGGGUGAAUAGGCAUAAUACGGAACGCCGAUUUAAGGUCGGUUUUAGCCAUGUACGCCCCGGGACCCAAGGACUUUAAAAUGCUUAUUGCGUCGACUACCCGUACAUACUGAAGAGAGUAAGGGUCUUUUGGAAUAUGAUCAUUUACGCUGUCACCCGGGGGAUAAGAUAGGUGAUAGAUAGUGCGCCAUUCCGUAGAGUGCUUUUUUGGCACCACGCCGAUAGGGUGGCACUGGAAAUUGGGGAGUGGGGGCGAGAAAAAGGGGCCCGCGACCCUACCCAGCGACAUUUCCUUGCUUAAAUUCGCGGAGAUAACCUCGGAGUGUUGGGAAGCGGAGAUCAAGUUAUUGGAUACCCGGAAUUUUUGAGGACCAAGGUAACCGAUGCGAGUCCCGUACCUGAGGGCAUUAACUAAGUUAUCAACAAAAGAUCGAUUAGGAUGAUUAACUAAUUCAAGCGCUAAUUUAUCUACAUCAAGAGGGGUGGAUACUGUUGGUCUCUGCUUCUGCUGGCGCUGUUCCACUUUAUUUUUUGCUGCGAUCGCCCGGGGUUGCUGAUUUGGUGCUUGUGGCAUGCUGUUUGGAGCUGGGGCAAUUGAAGAGUGCGUGACUGCUGGAUCCACAGCGGCAAUUGUGGGGGAAGUGACAGGUACGACGCUGACACCCUGAGGGUUUGUUGAAAUCGAAGCAAACGAGGGCAGACCGGCGAGGCUUUUUGCUGGGUUCUUGGUGGGGGCAGUCAUCGGAUUGGUGGUAGGGGCUAGAGCAUAUAGAACAAUGGGGUUUAGCGGUACCCGUAAAGGUCACCGUCCAAAGUUCAAUAUCUAUCCUAUCCCAUGCGAUGGUAAGAUCGCGAGCCGCGCGGCGUCUAAAAUGCUCAUCGUAUGUGUACCACGCUAAGCCCUUAAACUUAGUUACUGCGCGGCUAAUGAUUUGCUGAUACUUGAUGAGCUCCACCGCCCGGUUGGGGUAGGCCGUGACGAUUACUAGCAUGUACGCCAUAAACGCGUCCAACCACUUUUGAAAAGAGUCUACAACUGGUUUCUUGCGUUUGACAACAGUAAGCGGGGAGCCCAAGUAGCCUGGGGGCGAGUCCUCAUAACGCAAUUGUAGGGCGGGGGUCUGGGUCUGGUACAGUGUUUCUGGCAAAAGGAAAGAGAAAUCUACGCACUCACUGCGGAGUAUUUUAUCCUCGAGGGCUUUGUCCAAGGGACGAUUGACGCCGUUCAGAGACGCCACAGAAGAAACACGAGGACUUGGAGUGCUGAAAAACGCGGGAGCAGGCGGGAUAACGUCGUUGGGUGGAAGCGAUUGAAACGCUGCUUGAACAGUCGACGAAACAGUGUCCUGGAUCGCCGCUAGUUGAGCCGGGGUAAAAACAGCAUCACUUGACUCCAUGGACUCCAUUGGUUCUGCGUUUAAAUCCGCCAAAAGGUCGCUUGUGGCGGACUCCUCCUCCUCAAAACUACUUUAAAUGAUUGCUUUCGUGCAAGCUAACCAAAUAAUGACUAGGAGUGGCAUUGGCAAAGCUUUAUAGUCAGACAGUGUCUCAAAAUACGGCCAAUAGGCAUAGUUGUACUAUAAACUAUCUCAACUUAUCAUGAUUAAGGUCUAGCCAUGAAUAGCUCUGAAUAGGGCUUUGAAAACAGGGACCAAUCUUUGCGAAGCUAAGAAAAUACACGAUGACAAACAUGCGACAAAUUAGUGAGGUUCUAGCCAUGAAAAGCUUUUGUUUUCUGCUUAAAGAAUAGAGUGCUUUCAUUUAAUGAACCAGGCUUUCAAGAUAUCACCGAGCCUAAGACGGGGCCGGCUUUCUCGGCCUACCCCCCUGGGGCUUCAUGCUCCAUUAACUGCAUUUACCCGCUGGUAAAUGUCUCACAAAAAAUUGAAGAGCAAACGGGGGUCCAAAUGUCCUGUAUAACAGAACAUCCAGGAUUUCAGUCUACUUGCUUGGAUGUGUGGAUCCUUGAAACGGCGUAUUAUGCAUAUAGGCAACAACAUGUCACAGACAGUCAUAGAGGGCACGAGUAUGUUUACCAGUUCUGAAAUUUUCACUAUAUACGUAAAAAGAUUGUGAACAGUUUAAAUAUGACUGCAUAUUCGUAGUUAUAUAUUUAUUCCCACAUUUUUCCUCUCGUUCGUGUCUAGAAAGUUUCGCUACAUCGCUUAUCGCCAACUUGUGCGAUGGUGUUGGGGUUAUCUUGGCAGAAAAGUAAGAGUGGCGCUCCCUUCCUGUGCCGUAAACAAAAUACGCCAAAGAUUUCCUGCGGAUUUUGGCACCUCCUACAUUGGUUUAAAGCCACCAAACCUGCAAUAA